Molecule: messenger RNA, 411 nt
Organism: Salvia splendens (bonfire salvia)
Lineage: Eukaryota; Viridiplantae; Streptophyta; Magnoliopsida; Lamiales; Lamiaceae
Exons: 3
Coding region: 1-411 (136 amino acids)
Source: RefSeq, a predicted model, not a curated record
AUGGAUGAUACCGUCAAGUUUGGUGUGCGAAUGAAGCGAGUGGAACGCGUUACAAAUUAUCAUCAAUACAAGGUGGAGGUUUAUUGUCAGGUUCUUGAUUUAGUUAUUCAAGAGAUAGAAAAUCGUUUCCCAGAACAAAUACAGAAUAUUUGCAUGAAUUGCCUUAGUCCAAGAAACUCCUUUGCUAGCUUCAAUAUCGACAAGUUGGUCCGUCUCGCAGAACUUUAUCCGGAUGACUUCUCGUGCACUGAAUGUAUGGCUCUUUCCUAUCAACUUAAAACUUAUAUCAGUAAUAUAGUUGAUAAAGUCGAGUUCUCCAAUAUUGAAGAUUUGGGAAAUCUUGCAAAGAUUUUGGUCGCUACCACAAGAGAUAAGGCUUUUCCCUUGAAUGAGAGAUGGUUGGAUGAAUGA